AAAAAGUUGAUAUUAAAAUUUUUGGUGGAUUUUGAGGACACGAAAUAGAAGCAUCUGGAACAAAAGCAAUGCUCUAUAAAUUCUGCUCAUUCAAAAUUUCCUCUCUCAUUCAUUACUGCUUCUCCUCUUCAUUCCUCAUUUUCCGUUCUGUGAAACUUCGACUUCGCGAUAAACAAAAGGGGGCAAAUUCAACGGUCAACGGUCGCCAUCUGAGAAAACCCUAAUCAUCCAUCGAAAGUUCAUCGUUGUAAUCAUAAUUUUAGCUGCUUCCUCUUUAAUCUUUCCUCAAUUUUCACUUUGAUUGCUUUAAUUUUUGCAUCUGAUUGAAUCGAAUUGGGACUUCAUUUGUUCUUAAACUUGCUGAGAACAGGUAGGUUUUAGUGGUCUAUGAUCAAAGAUUAAAAAAUUUCAGUUUUGGUUUUAUAGGAAAUUAAAAAAAUUGGGAAAUAGUUUAGGGUUUGAUUAUGAAAUGUAUGCUAGGGAUCAGAGUGUGAUUUAGGCAAUCAUGACACUUCCUGGAAAUUAGGGUUGCAAAAUUAUGGCGUAAAAAUAGUUAUUAUGUACUGAAGUCUAAAGUUUAGCAAAAUUGUGCUGAUCGUCUAUUUACCUAAGGGUUGGUACAUAUUAUUACUGGGUUUGCAAUGAUUAGCUAUUUCUUUGUGUUUGAUUUGAUCUGCUUAUCUGUAUUGUAAAGAAUUGAAAAAUACUGCACACAUUUACUAAUUAAAUUUUUUUAUUCUGUUGUGUAUUGUACUAGUUUUGUUCGCUAUAUUUGAGACGGAAAUGUCAUGUCAUUCGUGUUUGUAGAAGUGAUAAGCUCUCCUCUUAUAUAUUGGAGGAGGGUUGGGGACUGGGGUGGGCUAACGCGAGAAUUGAGUGAAUGAGUGAUGGUUCAAAUGGGGUAUUUAGUUGUAGUUCACGGCAGUUUUUAUUGUGCGGUUGCUAUCUAAAUGCUUCAUUUUCCUACUGAAAAUUAGAGAGUUCAUGAGAGAUAGUGUACUGUCAGUCAGAUAUUUCCGCUUAGUCUCCCGAACCUCUUUCAUGAGAACUAUGAAGCUUGCUGUUCCAGCAUUGGUAGUUUGAGUUACGGGCCUGUGUAACCAACAUUUGAAGUUCUUUGAAUUUAAACUUGCUAAGUAGGAUUACACCUGAAUCCAUGAAUAAAAACUUCUAUGUUGAGAUUUCUAUCCCCAUUUAGUUUUAUUACUUAAUCCGAGCAAGGUCAAAUAACUCCAAAAUGGAAGCAUUCUACAUGUGUCGUGAUGCAUAGUCCGAUUUCUUCUCUUGCCUCUUCAGAUGCUCCUUUGGAUAUGUUAACUUCUUAGGAUAAGAUCUCAUGACUCUUGAGAUAUAACAAAUAUGGCCCUUUCUCUGAAACUCAACAAAUCUCUUUCAUGCGUUUACAGUCAUCACGGCUUCAUAUUCCUUGAAGCACCUUCUUUGGUUUGUCUUCUCUUUGUAGGUUGUUAGCUACUUCAUAUCUUUUUCAUAUAAUUCUUUUGAUAAUCUGAUUUUCGACCCUGCUAUGCGUUUUCUGGGUAUAAUUUCAAUCGUUAGAUGGCCAAGAAAUGAAGGAUUAUUUGGCAUGAUAUCUCAAACUGAUAGAAACACUAAGAAUACUCUGACACACUCCGUAUUGUUUAACAUGGUUGACGCCGUGAGGAAUUCAAGCGACCCUGACUUGGUCCCUACUCAAUCGCAAACCAAGUGUCAGAAUGGUUUCAAUGAAGGUGCUUUGGACUUUGAAGCAUAUUUCAUAUUGGACCGCACAAUUGAAGCAUAUACGCAUGCUUCUAGAAUCGUUUCUGUUAGGCCUAAAGUUUCUGUUCUAGGGAUUUUCUGAGAAUUAAGGAGACCUCAAUGUUGCAUGAUGUGAAAUGGAUCAACGUUCCAAAAGUGGGUUACAUGAAGAUCAGGUUUUAGUGUUCAGGUUAAAAUUUGAAACUGAAGGUGUUUCCCCUCAAAAUCGUGGAUCAAGGUUGAGGCUUGUAUCGUUCAUCUCCAAUUUAGUUGGACUCCCUUUUUGGACCUUCAAGGCAUCAAGAUACUUGAUACACUGUUGAUUACUUCCCAAAGCACGACGCUAUGGAGUUGCUGAAAAUCCUAGUUUUGUAGUGGGAUUUAUGUAGAUCUUUUUGAUCUGCUCUCUUCUGGGAGUUGUGUCGAUUGGAGCUGUGCAGAUUUGCUUCAAUUAUCUUCUUGCUGAUGUCAUUACUCUGCAGCUGUGUAGAAGAAAGCAAGGAUAUUUACCUGGGUGCCUUGGUUGCUUAGUAUACCUUUUUGGGUUGUAGGAUUACCCCUAAACAAUACUCUCAAUGCAGGUAUUUUAGCUUGCUUUAAGAAGCUUAGUCACUAUAAGAUCCAUUAUGGAAGCAACCAUGAACCAACACGAGUCGACGAAGUGCCACUCGGGUGGCAAAGUCUCUGUAGAUAUCUCUGAUCAUGCAGAGAAUCUGCUGGAGAGAGGUUGCAAGGAGUAUGGAUGUCAGCAUUACCGACGAAGAUGUCGAAUUAGAGCACCAUGCUGUAACGAGAUAUUUGAUUGUCGCCAUUGUCAUAAUGAAGCAAUGAACAAUAUUAAGCUUGAAAAGACAAAGAGGCAUGACAUUCCACGACUUCAACUUCAGCAGGUGAUUUGUUCUCUCUGUGGUACUGAACAAGAGGUUCGGCAAGUGUGCAUCAACUGUGGUGUUUGCAUGGGAAAAUAUUUUUGUGAGUUCUGCAAGCUAUAUGAUGAUGAUAUAUCUAAGAAGCAGUACCACUGUGAGGGAUGUGGAAUCUGCAGAAUUGGAGGACGUGAAAAUUUCUUCCACUGUUACAAAUGCGGUUGUUGCUACUCCAUGGUCCUGAAAAAUAGCCAUCCUUGUGUAGAAGGGGCAAUGCAUCAUGACUGUCCCGUAUGCUUUGAGUUUCUGUUCGAGUCCAGAAAUGACGUCACAGUAUUGCCAUGUGGACACACGAUCCACAAAAACUGCUUGAAGGAAAUGCAGGAGCACUACCAGUAUGCUUGCCCCCUAUGCUCAAAAUCAGUUUGUGACAUGUCUAAGGUAUGGGAGAUAUUUGACAUGGAAAUUGCUGCAACACCAAUGCCAGAGCCUUACCAGAGCAAGAUGGUCUCUAUCCUUUGCAACGACUGCGGGUCAAAAUCUUGCGUCCAGUACCAUGUGUUGGCUCAAAAAUGCCCCAACUGCAGAUCUUACAACACUCGCCAAUUAGGUUGAAAUGUAGCUUUAUUUCAGGAGCUAAGAUACGUGCUUUUGCGCUUUAACCAUACCCACACGUAGCUAGUUGCAUCAGAAAUGAAGCUCCUCAACUUCCAUGUCUAGGCUAUUCUUGGGUCGCUGCAACUUUCAUCUUCCAUUAUUAUUACAGGUCUUUUCUUCAAUUUCUUUUAGCAGAAUCCUAUGUUUAGUUUAAGUUUAGUUUGAUAGUCAUUCCCUUCAAGUUUACCAAGAUGUAUCUUCUUUUGUGUUUUGAAGUAGAGCUCCAGGUUACCUGUAGAGCUCAUUAAACUUUGAUUUGUCGUUGAUUACCUCUCAUUCGAUAAUUUUAAUUAUUCAACCUAGAGAAA
This is a messenger RNA of Spinacia oleracea (spinach), 3571 nucleotides long. RefSeq names its product probable E3 ubiquitin-protein ligase RZFP34. The record is from RefSeq and is a predicted model, not a curated record. The transcript is spliced from 11 exons. NCBI's taxonomy places the organism in Eukaryota, Viridiplantae, Streptophyta, Magnoliopsida, Caryophyllales, Amaranthaceae. Bases 2367 to 3221 code for a protein of 284 amino acids. Gene Ontology annotation, molecular function: ubiquitin protein ligase activity; zinc ion binding. Gene Ontology annotation, cellular component: nucleus. Gene Ontology annotation, biological process: ubiquitin-dependent protein catabolic process; protein ubiquitination.